This is a messenger RNA of Dreissena polymorpha, 4629 nucleotides long. RefSeq names its product septin-5-like. Lineage: Eukaryota; Metazoa; Mollusca; Bivalvia; Myida; Dreissenidae. Gene Ontology annotation, cellular component: synaptic vesicle; microtubule cytoskeleton; septin complex. The coding region runs from base 16 to 2286 and encodes 756 amino acids. The transcript is spliced from 13 exons. The record is from RefSeq and is a predicted model, not a curated record. Gene Ontology annotation, molecular function: GTPase activity; molecular adaptor activity; GTP binding. Gene Ontology annotation, biological process: cytoskeleton-dependent cytokinesis; regulation of exocytosis.
UUUUAGAGACAGUUUAUGGGUCCAAUGUGUCCAUCACUAAGAAUGAGUGACGGGACAAAUUCAAGACAGUAUAAGCCCUCGUUGAGAAGUAUUGGUGUGGGAUUAACGAGGAGUAACUUAAAUGCUAGAGCAAGAUCCAGUCCAGGAUCAGGACUUUCAAGAGAUGCAGGGUUAACUGCCCCUAGCAGAGUUGUGAUAUCUGGGUCAUCGCUGACCCCUAGACGGACACCCUCUGACCGCUAUCAGAGCAUACUGGACAAGUACCAGACUGGUUCCAGACGUCUGGGUGGUAGUCAUAACGCCAGUGAGCCCAGUAUCCCUACACCUGGGGACACAAGGCAAGAGGUUCAUGACAAACUGCUGACUGGGACAGACAUCAAUCAAAACCAACCUAAAUAUCAAUCUUCAUUGAAGAAAAACUACCCUGUGAUUUCCCUUCAGUCAAACUGGUUGAGAGGUAGACAGGCUGAAAGUCAGACAGAUGGUGUUUCACUAACAUCUACUGGUAGCAUUUCUGUAUGUAGCCAAUCUGAGAGUUCAACUGGUGAUACUACAGUGCGUGCCCUUGCUGGGGAUAGAAGAUCUGCUAGACCAGGUGAUACACAUGACAUUGACCUUGAGGACCAGGAAGAAGAUGUAGGGGUCACACAUGAGGUUCUAGCCCCAUCUUAUGGGGUUAGUGCUUUAAACAGGGAUAGUAAUAACUCUGCAGUCGCUCGUGAAUAUUUGCAAACAUUUUGUGUCGACAAAACUUUGGAAUGUGACAUAAUAAAGCAGUCUGAGUGUUCUUUAACAUGUUCAUCUUCUGAAAGUAAAAAUAAUUCAGAGCGAAGUUCAGAAUCCACCCAGUCACCUGCCCCAAUGGAUCCCACAACAGUCCCACAGCGCCCAGCACGCACCAAGAGCUUGUCUAGAAAGCAGACUGAAGACUUCACUAACACUGGCAUGAGACUGUCUCCAAGAUCUGCGGAAACUAUGUUGACAAAUGAGCUUUCACAAAAUGGAUCACACAGUUUGGGUGUAUUCUCUGGGGAAUGUGACAGAAAUCCAAAUGGAAGCCCGGGGGUACCUGUGGGCAGGCAGGAGGAGGGGGCCUCACGCGAUGCAAGUUUGAACCUUGGCCAAAGAAUGCCAGGGAAAGCACCAAAACACAGAUCACAACGAAGACUUACUAGGGGAAUUAUGAACUUCAAGAAACUGGAAGAUGAUGAGUACAUUGGUUUUGCCUCUUUGCCAGAGCAGGUUCAUCGCAAGGCCAUGCGGAAGGGAUUUGACUUCACCCUCAUGGUUGUCGGUGAGACCGGUCUUGGAAAGUCAACACUCAUCAACAGCCUCUUUCUCAUGGACCUGUACAAAGACCGAAAGGUGGACAACAUUGAAGAGCGCAUACACAAGACUGUAGAGAUGGAGAAGAAGGAGUUGGAAAUAGAGGAGCGAGGGGUGAAACUCAAACUGACCAUAGUGGACACACCUGGCUUCAAUGACUCCAUCAAUGCAGAAGAUAGUUGGCAGCCGGUCCUUGACUAUGUGGACGGCCAGUUUGAUGCCUACUACAAGGCAGAGAGUGGUCUAAACAGGAAGAACAUCCAAGACACCCGAGUGCACUGCUGUCUCUACUUCAUAUCUCCUUAUGGCCAUGGAUUGAAGCAGGCUGACGUGAUGGUCAUGAGGAAGCUCCAUCACAAGGUCAACCUCAUCCCCCUCAUAGCCAAGUCUGACAUGCUCACCAGGCAGGAGUGCAGGAGGCUAAAGGACCGGAUCCUGGAGGAGAUACAGAGGCACCGUAUCGAUGUGUACCAGUUCCCAGAAUGUGACAGUGACGAGGAUGAAGAGUUCAAACAACAGGACCAGGAACUCAAGAGUUGUUUGCCAUUUGCUGUUGUUGGCAGCAACACUGUUGUAGAAGCUGGGGGCAAAAAGGUCAGAGGCCGCAUGUACCCAUGGGGUAUUGUAGAGGUUGAAAAUCCAUUACAUUCCGACUUUACUAAGCUGCGGCGCAUGCUGAUCAGUACCCAUAUGCAGGACCUGAAGGACAUGACGUGUGAAGUGCACUAUGAGAACUACCGGGCUGAACGGCUGUCUGGAGCACAGGUCACGUCACACGCAGACAGAGGGAAACUGAAACGGGACUCUGCAGCCCCUAUGGAAGCUGACCUGGUCACAGACCGGCUGUUACGGGAGAAAGAGGAGGAGAUUCGCAGAAUGGCGGAGGUCGUGGCCAAGAUGCAGGCACAGCUUCAGUCCCAGAACAGUCCCAGGGUUUACGGCAGCGUGGCUCAGGUCUAGUAGCACUCGGGCGUCAUGGCAACAUGCCAGUGCAAAGGGGCCAGUGUCUUCAUGAAGCUGGAUGCAAAAAUAACUGGGGUUUUAUUUAUACCACCAUGAAUAGGAAUCUUUCAAUACUUAUUUACAGCAAUAAUAUUUGUAUUUUUUUACUGUUUUGGAUGAUUAUUCUUUAAUGUGAAUAAAUUGUUUAAAAUGUGCAUAUUUAUCCAAUAUUAAAGGCUGCAUAGCAGAGCUCCAGAUAAGGAUUUGGUCUAAAGGAUAUUUUACCCACUGAUUUUAUUGUUAAAGGGUAUUUUACUCCUAUGUUUCAGCCAUAAAGGGUUUUUAAAAAGGCCACGGAUCUUAACACACCUCGUAGUAAUCCAUUGCUCUAUUAUGGUAAGCGAAGACAACAGGUGCUGCACGUACGCACAGACAGUGCAAAAAUUUCGCAAUUAUGUUAUGGCACUGCUUGUACAUUUGAAAAUAAAGUCACACUGCCUGUGGGCUAUGUAAGUUAAAUAUAAACUUCUUCAAAAAUUAGAUCGCUGAAAAUUAUUACACUAGAUUAUUGGUUAAACCGGUUACGCACUUUAAUCGAUCACAAAUACGUACAAAGAUUUGUAUUGAGCCUAUUGUUAAAGCGUUGUUUUUUUUAAUUUUCAAUGCGUAAAUACGCAGAUACGCAUAUUAUAUGGAGCUCUGCUGCUAAGUAGUUACUGUUUGAAAAGAAUCUCAAAAAUCAAUCUACUUAGUUGGUUACAAGAAAAGUGCUUGAUUUUGUUGUAUGAUUAAAAAUUCCCAAUCAAGUCUAGAUAUCAUAUAGAUCUACUUACCGUUAGACAUUAUACAUGGUUAAUAUUGAAAGCUUACUGUAUGUUGUUUGUUUUUAACUUGACAAACGCUCUACUGUUAGAUUUUCUAGGCAAUAAAGUCAUAUUCAUAUGCGCUUCCGAAAUACAUAAUGAUAUUGAUUGUAAAUGAUAUAAAAAAUACACGUAUUUUCCUCCGUCUUUUUUAAAGACCAGUUACUAUAGGUCUGUUCUACAGAUAGGAAGGUUUCGGUUUUGUCUGGUGUUAUGUACUUCUGCGUAUGCAGUUUAUAUGUGUUGUUUAUUGUUGUGAUUAUUUUUUUAAUAUUCCUAGCAAUCUCGUGUGUCUGUAAACUCGGUGCGUGCAUUCCAUGUGUGCAGACCGGUAUGUACUGACGGAACGUAGUGACGUCAUUGCAUGUAUACAGUGUGCUUUCAGAAGGCUCAUUGAAGUUGUAGCCUACGAUUUGUUCUUUGUUCAUUAUUUACAAAAAUGUCGUAUGGGGCUGUCAGCUACGAUUGUUUCAGUUAUACAUCAUUGAGUUCAAACCAAGAUACUGCAAACAUCAAGAUUAUAUAAGCGCAGAUGAAAUUGUUAUUAAAACCGUAAAAACAACGCUAUUAGAGGCAAAUAAAAGCUUGCGGCGCCGAACGCCAUGAGAGUAAUAUCCCUUAGAUUGAUAUCCCUUUAAUCGCAGCGCAAUCGUGCUGUGAGAUAAGGUUUAGUGAUAUUAUGGGCAUUUUUCAUUGUUGAAUUGAGCUGAAAAGAAUUAUCAUGUCAAAAGAGUAAGUUAAAAUGUGGUAACUGAGCAAUUAUCAGCAACUCAUCUUGCUACCAGUUGUUUAUAAAAAAUAUAUAUUAUAUUCGAUUUUUUACAUGACUCACCUGGGUCCAGACCUCUAAGCCGAAAUGAUCCGUAAAACAAAAUUGUGUCUUUGUCAGUUUGUGUCGUAUGAACGAAUCUUCAUGAAAACAACAUCGAAUCAUUUCUGUUGUAGUUGUCAAAACGAAAGUACGGUUGAUAUUCAAAUGCGUUAUUUUUCUAUUUCCGGGAUAUUGUUUUAGUAUGUUGAUGCAGCAUUAGCAAGUAUAAGUGUAUAUGAAGUGAAAACAACAAAAAUAAACAACUGUUGCGAUAGACACCUUUAAACAUAGCAUAUACUGUUAGAUGCCCAUACUAUUACUUUAAAGGCUGGUCAUUUGAUCAACAUUAUUGUCUGUAUUUUUGGCUGGCUGAAAAUCGACGUGUAAUCACCGUAUAGGAGUUGUUGUCUAAUGCAAAUACGAACUAAAUAGUGGACUUUAGUCAAGUUUGCAAUUUGUUUAAAUUUAGUUGACCUUUAAUGCUUUUAAAUAAUUAGUCAACUGAAAUCGAGACAAAUGUAUAAAUAGUUUACUCUCUAUUAUCCUGUGCAAAUAACGACUGUUACGAAUUGAUUUGUUUACUCCUAUGUGUUCAUUGUUGUGUUUGUAUUCAACUUUUGUACAAAGGAAAUGCAAUACAAAUAUUAACUAUUUAUAUGAAUGUAUUAAAGAUACUAUCAAAAGCUU